AUGGCGUCGUCAUCGUUCCGCGAUUCCAUGAACUCCCUAGGCUGGUCCCGCCGCGAGGAAGCACCCAUAGACACCUCGCAGCAGAGCGGCCUACUCUCGUCUAUCAAGUCGCUCAACCCGUUCGGAGGAGAUGGAUACGUCCAGCUCCCAACCACCGAGGGGCCGGGGGCACCAUUACCAGCACCCAAUAGGAGGGAGGAGGAAGAAGGCUUCUUUGCACGUGAGUUAAGCCCCUCUCUCGUAUUUCUAGCACCUCCACCUCCACCAGUUCGCGACGGACGGGAAGGAACCUCGAUCUACCCCUCCGUCCCGAUCUACUGGGGCCGUCCAUUGAGCAGAUGGGACCGAAUCCUGAUCUUCAGCGGGUGCAACGUCGGCGCCCUCGCCUGCUUCGUCAUCUGUUUCGCGCUCUUCCCCGUCAUGGCGUUGAAGCCGCGCAAAUUCGCUAUCCUUUGAAGAGCACGC
This is a messenger RNA of Pseudogymnoascus verrucosus, 465 nucleotides long. RefSeq names its product protein transport protein sft2 (gene SFT2). NCBI's taxonomy places the organism in Eukaryota, Fungi, Ascomycota, Leotiomycetes, Thelebolales, Thelebolaceae. The coding region runs from base 1 to 456 and encodes 151 amino acids. The transcript has 3 exons. The record is from RefSeq and is a predicted model, not a curated record.